Molecule: messenger RNA, 10790 nt
Organism: Monomorium pharaonis (pharaoh ant)
Lineage: Eukaryota; Metazoa; Arthropoda; Insecta; Hymenoptera; Formicidae
Product: cyclin-T
Exons: 8
Coding region: 1134-4769 (1211 amino acids)
Biological process (GO): regulation of transcription by RNA polymerase II; positive regulation of DNA-templated transcription, elongation
Cellular component (GO): cyclin/CDK positive transcription elongation factor complex; nucleus
Molecular function (GO): cyclin-dependent protein serine/threonine kinase activator activity
Source: RefSeq, a predicted model, not a curated record
CUGUGCAAGCAAGCGGUGCGACGACAAUUGUUAUGUGAGGAACAGUUUCGAACGGACUCUUGUCCUGUUUCGUCUUGUCCUAUUGAAGUUUACUUCACGGUUCCGGAUUACGUGUCGAAAGGUCUGCGGACACGCCGUUCAAGCGCGUUUACGCGACGCGGUCGCGCUGGCCUCCGGAGGCGAGGCGACGAAACGUCGGAGAGGAGGUGCACGGUCGCGCGGACGUCACGAAUUCCCUGGAGGAAAAGAUCAGGCGAAGGUGAUCGACGCGAGACGACGAGACGCGUUUAGCCAACGACGCGUGUUACGCAACGUGUGACGCGACCGAUGCACCGUUGAUCGUCGUGCAGCGUCUCUCUUAACGGUUACCUGCGAGGGUGAGAUCUCCGUCCGUGCGUUCGAUCAGUCGAUCACGAUGACGGUGCAUCAUCUCCGCGUGGUACGACGGAGGUUAUGACGACGUAUGGAUAAUCGUUCCGCGUUCGAAUGCGAACGUGAACGUGUGCGACAAUCGGCUGGAAGUACACGACGUCCAUCAUACAUGUAUGUUCGACGACGGUACCUGGCCAACGUUAACGGGACGUCGACGCGAUUCGACCCGGCGUGCACCGUUUUCUUGCAAGCGUGGUGCGCAGAGAGCAGGUCGAGAGAGAAAAGCAGAGGAAAGAGAGCAUUGUGAUCAAAUCUACGAGUCGUCACAACCCAUGUUGUGGUUGUGAUUACAGAUAAUUCCUGUUGAUUCGAUCGCCUAGUCAACUACAAGGAAACUUAGAACGAUUCCGUUUACGUCUCGGAGCACUACGGGAUUCUCGUAGAGAAUCUUGGAGACGCGUACGAGAGAACAUUCGGCUCUCACGGCAUCUCCAACGGCUUGGACAGUCGUAUCAUCGUAUCAUCGCAUUUCGUCGCAUCGUGUUGCGUCAUUCGCGCCUACGGCGCCAUUUUCCUGGACGAGCGGCGUGAAAUUAGACAGCGGCGGGACUUCAGUGCGUGCCGUGUCUUGUGCUCGCGCCCCUCUCCCUCGCUGUCUUAUCCCCUCGCUGGGUCUGUUCGAGUCACGCCGCGACGGUCGAGACUCUACAGUGUAGAGUCUACACACUUUUCGAUCACUGGUAGAUUGUGUACACACAUAAAUGGCGGCUGACGAACGAUGGUAUUUCACAAGAGAGCAGCUUGCAAACUCGCCGAGCCGAAAAUGCGGCGUCGACGCGGACAAGGAGUUGAGAGAUCGGCAGCAGGCUGCAAAUUUCAUUCAGGACAUGGGACAACGGCUUGUAGUGUCACAAUUGUGCAUCAAUACAGCGAUAGUGUACAUGCAUCGAUUCUACGUGUUCCAUUCACUCACACAAUUCCACAGAAACGCUAUUGCUGUGGCAGCGCUCUUUCUAGCGGCAAAAGUAGAAGAACAACCAAGGAAACUGGAACAUGUUAUCAAAAUGGCAUAUAUGUGUCUUCACAGAGAUCAACCUGUACCUGACACCAGGUCGGAGCAAUUUCUCGAGCAAGCACAAGAUCUGGUGUUCAACGAGAAUGUUCUCCUGCAAACGUUAGGAUUUGACGUUGCCAUUGACCAUCCACAUACUCAUGUUGUUAGAUGUUGUCAGCUAGUAAAAGGUAGAGAAUUGCCAUGUCCUUAUGAAAAUGAACGAAAGUGGAAUCUUUCUGUUCUAGCGAGCAAGGAUUUAGCUCAAACAUCGUACUUUAUGGCUUCUAACAGCUUACAUUUAACUACAAUGUGUCUGCAGUAUAAACCAACAGUAGUUGCUUGUUUCUGCAUACACCUCGCGUGUAAAUGGUCCAACUGGGAGAUUCCACAAAGUACUGAAGGUAGACAGUGGUUCUGGUAUGUUGAUAAAACCGUCACGAAAGAUUUACUUCAAGAAUUAACAACCGAAUUUCUCCAUAUAUUUGAUAAAUGUCCGUCGAGAUUAAAACGGAAAAUUUUAAGCAUCUCUGCAAGCCAGAGCCCAAGUACUCAUCAUCCGAGUCUACCUUCUCCAUUUGAUGCUGAACCACGUAGAAUACAAUCAUCACCGCCAUUGGACGGUACUGUUGCCGCCGCUGUUGCACAUUUCAGUCGUUCUCACCACGUCCCAGAAAGUUCCGCCGUUGCCCAUUCGAGUCGCUCCCAUCACUCAGGGGAAGGUAUCGCGAGUACUUCCGCUGCCGUCGCUGCUCAUUCAAGUCGUUCCCAUCAUGUGGUGGAUGGUAUCGCUUCUACCUCUACCACCGCUGUUACUGCCCACUCGAGUCGCUCUCAUCACACGCUGCAAGAAAAACAAGAUGAGAAGAAAACCGGAACUGUCGCAGGAUCGUCGAGAGGAACCGCGAUAGAUUACCGAGAGUAUCGUGAGAAAAAAGAGCGAGAACGUCUGGAGCGGGAGAAGGCAGCCGCCGCUAUCGGAAGUCAUAUCACCGAUUCUAAUAAGCCUCAUUCGCACCAUCAUAAGCCAGUGUCGAGUACACCAAGUAUUCCGAGCAAGCAUCAGAUACUGUCUGUGCAAAAGGGCAUUGGUCUUCAUCAUAAUCAUCAUCAUCGGCCGGACAUGAAGGUUAGCCAACCUGUGCCGCAGAGACACUCAACUGGUAGUCAACCUAAUCGUGAUCCGAGUAAGCAAAGAUUAUCGAGAGAACAUAAUACCGGCAUGACUGGCGCAAAUGCCGGCAUCGCACACUCGCAUUCUCAUGCCAAUUUAGAUAGUUCCUCGUCCGAAUCCUUAUCUCAUAGAUCGGACAGUAGUGCCGUGCAGAAUUCUACAUCCUUGACGCAUAGUAGUUUGCAAGAAAAAAUGAGUAAUAAUAAUAAUCAUACUGGACAUAGACUGAACGCGCUUGACAACAAGCAUCAGGCGCAUGAUAAGAGGUUAUAUCUAGGUGAAGAUCCAAGAUUAAAAUCGGCCAAGUACGCGGAUAUGAACAGAAUAGAAAAUCAACGACGAAAGACGGAGACGCUGGAGCAGAGAUGCGAAGAAGUACGGAAACUGAUCGAGAAGCCAUUACCACCGCCUAAGCAAGCGGACAUACCAUAUUUGAUAAACGCGCAGCAAAAACAGCAGACGCAUCACGCCAAGUACAAUCAGCAGCAGGACAAAGGCAGCUCACUCGCGAGUGAUAUGAAGCACUUGGCAAUUGCUAACCAGAACGCGCUUCCGCAAGGCAUGUCGCCAAGCGCUUUGUCAUCCCAGAAGUCCGCACCUGUAAAGACGCAGAUGUACAGAGAGCAUGCGCAGGGUGUAUCUCAGAUCUUGAAAGACAUUAUAAAAAACGAGAAUUCUCAGUCUUCUUUAAGCACAUUGAACAACAUGGAUGACAUAAAGUCAGAGAAGCGAUCGCGAUCAAUGGCGCACGAAGAAUUUGCUGAGAGAAAUGCUACUGACGUUCAACAGAGUAACUUGCAUACACCACCUGGCAAACACAGAUCGUUGUUCAGCCCAGAGACGCCAAUCACAAGAGAAUUGCACACGACGAGCGUAAGACCUAAAUCGAAACAGAAAACGCCACCCUCCGCAGCAACCAAAAUCAAACAGGAACGUGCAUCGCCGAAUACACAAGACUCGUUAAUGGCAAAACGACCGUCUAACGAUGGCGCACAUAAGAGAACCCGAACAUCGAGUAUCAGCGAGAGCGAACAGCUGCUGAAGAAAGAAAUAAAGACAGAACCAGAUGCAACUAGUUUGGAAGCGAUGAAGAUGCUUGGUCGUGUUCCCGAUCUAAUCCAACCGUUACGCGACAAUCCAUCGUCAAACGGUAGAACGGUAGAUAGCCAAUUACCUACUCAGCAGAUGCAUCAAGAACAAUUGCAACACCAGCAACAGCAGCAUCAGUUACAAUCCGUUCAACAUCCGUUGAUGGAUCAUCAAUUACGAGUGACCCAAUGUUUGUCGAUUGCAAGCGAUAGUUUUACACCAAUAGCUUCGACUGUUGAUAUCAGUGUUCUUUCCGACAAUGUAUCAAUGACGCUACCAAGUAACAUGGUGGAAUUGCCUGUUCCGGUAGUCUCCACGGUAACGACUGCUCCUCCGAUCGAAGAGAAGAAAUCGGAGCACCACAAGAGUGAGAAAAAGAAAAAGAAACACAAGCACAAAGAUAAAGAGAAGAGUAAGGAGAAGCAUAAGCAUAAACAUAAGGAUAAAGAUAAAGAGAAACAUCGCGAAAAAAAGAAUAAGGAAAAAAGCGAGGAAACCCCAGUGACAGCACCCAUCAAAAUUACGAUUCCCAAGGACAAAUUGAACCUCGGCACGGAAGCAUCGCCAACCGUGAUUGGCGGAAGUACCAGCUCCUCUGAUAAAAAUAUAUCGCCGCAGAGCACGGGUCUAAAAAUCAAGAUUCCCAAGGAACGACUCAAAGGUACCGAUAACGUGCCCAGUUCAUCGCCCGCCCAGCCAUCGGUGGUGCAAGGUCCGCUAAAGAUCAAGAUACGUACCGAUCUCGGUAUUUCAAGGAGUUCCGCGACACCGACAACACUACUGUCGGCGUCGAACGGCUCAAGUAGUAUACACAUGCUCUCUGAAUCAUCUACUAACGAAACGAGCCGAAAGCGCGAGCGAAUCGAGAUAAUGGGCGAAAACACGAGCAGUGGUAGCUUCCCACCUACGAAGAAACAAGCAUUGAUGGUACCUGCGACGAGUUACGGCCAGGGCCACCGACCCGGAGAACGGCAGAACGGCAGGCAUUAUAACUCCGGCAGCAAUAAUAAGGACAGACACGCAUCCAGUCAUCACAAAAGCUCCAGUAAGCUACCACAAUCUCAACAGUCCUAUGUUGGGUAGUAUGGCUGGCUAUUUGGCUCACUGAAGGUGGCUCAAGAGGAUUUCUUGAACAUGCCCUGACUGGACUGAAGAGGAAAACUUCCACGAACGAGAAAUUUUGUUUUGUUUUGUAUCCCUUGCGUAUCUUCCGAUAAAUGUUCUGACAAGGACAGGGUCGAAACUGAUUUGUUGUAGAAAAUAGUUUUCCGUAUUAAAAAUUCUGAAACCUCACUUCAGACAACGCUACUUUUUUAGGCGCCGAAGGAUUAGCUUUUGCAAUAACCGCAUUUAAAAAGAAACACCCUUGACUUAACGGCUCUUCUUUUUUUACGAGAUACAGAUGUUUGCAAUACAUAAUAUUCAGAUAUACCUUGAGAUAUAUUCUCGGGAAAAUAUCUGUGAAAUAUAUAUCAGGCAUAUCUAAUUUAUCGUUAUAUCCUACGUUUUGACCGCUUGAUAAGGAUCAUUUCUAUUCGGUUUUCUUUUUUAUUCUCGCAUUUCUUUUUCUAGAUUUUUUUCGACGAGUAAAAAUGUCCUAAUAGAUUCCUAGAAUUGUUUUAAUAAGACGUUUCCAGAAAUGGGAGUAACAGUGUUAUUUGUCGCACUGUUAUCGUUGCCGUUUUUUCUAAAUCUCGUAAAGAGAACUUUGCUUAAAAAAAAUAAAAAGCUUAUGCAAUGUUGGAGUAAUUUAUCACUCUAACGAGAGUAAAAAUUAAUUCCUGUACCGAAAGGACUUUUAUUCAGGAACAAGCUAAAUUUUUACUUUUUUAGAGUGACUUAUUAUUCUUUACGAGAUUUUAUAGCAUAUAAAAAUAAUGAUAAUCUUAAUGGGGCGUUAUAAAUAACACAUUACUUUCUAUCCCUGGGCGUUUGAUAAUCCUUAAUUGUUGUGAGAUAAAUGCAGAUAACAUUGUGGAUAAUAUCUGUAUAUUCUCAGUUAAAAUUAAUUAAAAUUUAUGACGAAAUGCGUGAUAUAUUGAUGCAAGUGACACUAUAACGACAUACUAUUUAACGCUUUGUUAUUUUCUAUGCAAGUUUUCAUUUAUUUCUUACAGCACAGUCUCAGUUUUAUUUUAGUGUACAUCUCUAUACAUGUUCCAAGUAAUUGAUAACACAGGUCGAUAUUAAAUGUGGAACAUUUCAUAUGGAAAUGUAUCAUUUUCCAUAGAUUUUUUAUUCUUACUUUGCUUAAAAAAUGUAGAGCAAUGGUAAAUCCCAAUAUACACGAUAUUCAUACAUUUUUCAUCUAGCUAUAUUCCUGAAAGUUGAGCAAUCCGAAAUCAAAUCAUGCGUUUGGACCGUUUCUUUAAUAACCUACUUCUGAAAAAUCUAACAUGAUACAAAAAUUUCAUUCCGUAUCCAGAAAUGACACAUCUUAUCCAUAUUGCAUAAUACCGACCUGUGUAAUAGAUAGCAUUUUAUAGUUGGUAAUUUCCCAUUAAGAAGAAAAUGACUGCCGUAUUUGCUAGACUGAAAGAAAUAUCGAAGAAGUUCUUUAACUUUUAGCUCGCUUGAGUAACGAAGCGUUAAAUCAGAGGAAGUUAAUAUAGUGUUUUAGCGUAAGAUCGUUCUCGAAAAAGAGAAGAGGAAAAAUAAAAAUAGGAAAGAAAUUUUGUGUUGAAGAAUCGUAAAGGCAGUCCUAAUAAGAAUCGAAGGACAUACACAGUUCUUUCUUCACACCAUUACGUCGCCUUAGUGGUAAUUCAUAUUUAUCUUGCCGUUCUUCCCCAGGAAGAACGUGAAUGUUCAUCGCCGAAUAUUGGCCUGUAAAUUGAUCUUCGAUCAGGUUGGUUCGUUGCAGAGGUAAAUUUGGCAAAUUUAGGAUUUUAAUUUAAAUAGCUAAAAUGUAGUCAAAUUUGAAUAGAUUAGUAUAGAAACAAUCCGAUUGCGCGAUUUGAUUUCGAGUCGCUCGACUUUCGGGACUAUAGCUAAAUGAAAAAUUCAUGCGUAUCUUGGAAUUUACCGUGGCGCACGAACUUUAGAUUUUUUAAAUAAAGUAGGACUAUAUUAUUACAUUACUACGGUUAAGAGUUAUUUACGAACUUCGAAUACGUUAUGCAUUUAACAAUGCCUUAUUUCCAGGCUGUGUUUUAAUUUGAUAUUGUCCAUUUCGUUUCUCUUCAUUGCGCAUCGCAUUUAGACGAUGGUGCCCAUAAAAGAGUCCAUUUAUAUUGACCUCACAAUGACUCAACGUUUCUCAAAUCUCCGGUUCUGAUGAUUCUCACCUCAAUGCUGCUUUAUUUUGUUACUGAUUGUUCCGCGAGGUAAAUUUACGACCGAAUGUCUCUACAACGAAACGAUCGAUUCAAAUUAAGGAGGAACAAAACACGCAUACACAUGACACAUUCACACACACAUUAUACGCAUACACGUACACACGAUGAUGAUAUUUAUAUUAUCACCGUAUUAUCGUGUAAAUAGUUCCCUACCUGCAUAAUAUAUAGUAAGUAAACGUCAUAUGUGCUCUAUCGCGUAAUUUAGUAUAAAGAAUUGUAAGGUAAUAUUGAUAUUAUAUAACAGACUGUAAAUAAGAUUAUUUUGUAAUGCCAAAAGAAACCAAAUGAGAAUAACUUCUACUUCGCACGGUGUUACGCAUAGUUGAAUGAUGCGUAUGAGAGAGAGAGGGGGGGGGGGAGAGACACACAUGUUUAACGCAUCUAGACACACAUAACACAUACAUACACAUAUACAUACACAUAUAAAUAUACAGAUAUGAAAUAUACCUGCGUGCGCGCGUCGGAUGAUGUUAAGAUGUAUAAUUACACGCAAUGAUCCAUGCGAACUUAUACAGCAUAUUUUAUCCGAGGCACGUUCGUGAUCCGAGAUCGCCCUUGGACAGGGUAUGCUAAAUGGGAAAUUAAAUACGUGCACAACAAUUCGUUCGACGAUACGCGCCGAUUAUAGUUGUACUUUGUUCAGCGGUACGCAACGCCGUGUAGGAUCAAAGUGUGUUCGCUCGGUCGACGAUCGUCCCAAUCAUAUUUUAGUUUUUUUUUUCGUUUUCUAUGUAUAAAUAACGAUCAACUUAUGUUAAGCCUAAGUUAAGUGUCAAUUAUGUCAGAAGUUAAGUAUGAAUUACGAAUUACGCAAUUUCUAUCGUGUAUCCAACGAUAAAGUAACAGAAAACGAGAAAAAGAUUAGCAGUAUCGCGUCUCUCGCCACACAUAGCUCAUUUAUUAACUAAAAUUUGUACUAUGAAAAAGAUGUGUGAGAGAGAAAGUAAAAGAGGGAUAGAAAGAUUUACAUAGAGACGUUGGAUCGAUUAUAAUUGUUAUUAGAAUAUUUGUGCUGCUCUAAUGUAAUCUCGAAAGUGAGAUUCAUGGACGCGCAACAUCUUGUUCCUCCGUUUAUUUUUUUUUUUCUUUUUUUGUAAUGUGUACAUGUGAACAGUGCACAUGAUAUAUUUGUGGAGCGCGCAUAACAAAUCUAACGACGAUCGUAUAAUGUGAUUGCGAAAAUAUGUAUUAUUGCGACAAUGUUUUUAGACAUAGAGUCAAUUUACAAUAGGUGUGGUAAGACUUAAGUCGUAAGAAAUUCGCUGAUUGUAGUCGAUUAUUCUUUUAUUUGAUUGAUUGGUCAAUUUCUUAAAACGGCUUAAGACUUAUUAUAAUCUGUAGAUUGAAUCUUAUGUGUUGGUUUCGAAUGAUUGGAUUGAAAAUUGGCGCGAUAAAAUUGACGCUGCACGUCUUUCACGAUACGGCAGGAAUAUUUUUAAUUCUUAUUGUAGAGGAAAUAGAAAGUUGAGUAGCAGAGUCCGUUUUAUCUCGCUGAUGUGCGUUGUAGUGUAAUUGUCGAGCCUCGUAGCCGAGAAGAGAAGGGAAACAAGGAUAGGAGGGAAGAAAGAGAAAAAAGGAGACAAAGCUAGAUUUCAUUCAACAAUCUUCUUUCUUAUUAAAGACACUUUCCGUUCAUUUUUCGGCUGCGUGGCGUUUAUUCUUUUCAUCGACACAUGUAAUUAACGCAACUGUAUUGUGGGGGACAAUAAGAGCCGUUGAGCGGACCAACGUCGCAGCAAAAACAAGAUUUCUCCUUUUUUACGCAUUUACAAUCUCGCGCUACUGUGUAUAAGAAGUAGCACACAAUCAGGUGAUUAUUUCGACAGAAGCUUUCAGAUUCUCUUUACAGUUCAUUACGAAAAUCGCAAAUAAGCGCAAUUAUGUCUAUUAUGUCAAGUAUUGACAAAUCUUCUUUAAUUCAAAGUUGACGAAAUGAGAAAUGCUUUUUUUAGAUAUAUUUUUCGAUGUUAAACAAUGUAUAGCCAAUCAAUCGACACUGACGUGCUCCUCUCAAUGGCUCUCGUCCAAAAUAAGAAAGUAACGUCCGAACGAUCGUCGGAGAGGAAGGCAGGAGGCAGCCUUCGUCGUAUUGUCGCGAUUAUCGAAUUGCGAUGCGCCGAUGAGACGAACAAGUUGCCGAUUAAGCUCCUAGGAGGAAAUAGUGAAUAAAAGGCUAGUAGCGAAUACGAAUGAGAAUGAAGUAAAAAAAAUGUACAUAAGUAACUCUAGCUGUAAGGACUUUAGAAAAAUAAAAAUGUUUGCACGGCGAGAGACGGAGGAAGGAAUGUAAAACUACCGCUUUCUCGCGUAAUCUUGCGAGUGUUCCCCCGGUCGCGUCCGCGGAGAAGAAACCCUCGUGGGGUUCAUCUUCGGGAUCAUUUCCUCAACAGCAAGAGGAAUGGAACUUUCGGACUCUAGCCACACGGCCCAAUCGCAUAUCUGUUUCGCCACUCUCAGCGAAUCAAGAUGAGAACAUACCCUGGGAAUCCUACUCGCGAAGCACGCAUAUAUUGUAUAUUGUUGCGUCGAAGGUGCGAAGCUCUCGGGAUGUGUAUACCUUUGCAUUAUUCAAAAGUAAAUCGGAGCUAUGAGUUUGAUAUAAGAUAGGAAGAUGACGGAAGCCUAAAUUGCAGCAUAAGCAUAAAAGAAACUUUCUUUAAAUGCUUUUUUUUUUUAAGUUAUUUCUUUCUAUUGCUAUUUCAAUUUACGUAAGUUUCACUUACGAUUCCGUCAUCUUCUCUUUACACUUUCGAUUUGAGUUAGAAUUUUAAUUUUUGCUAGGGUAUGAUAAAUCGACAUCGAUGAUUGAAUGUACGGUACGCACAUAAACGCGCUAGAGAAUUAUUUUGCUCGGGCGUAAAAGAUGAAUCGACAGAUCGUUUUGUGGUUCGAGAGAAUUUGUGUGUUCACGGGAUUUUUACCGAGACACUGUUAACCACGACUACAAUCCACCAUUCUUAUUCGUGUCUUUUCUUUUUCUUAUUUAUUUGUACACUGAAAAGAAAGUUUGGCAAUAACAAUUAAAUCUUGGUGAAAUAAUUUCAGUGAAAUAUUUCAUUAAUAUGACUAAAUAUUCAGUAAUAUUUCAUAGUUAUGAUAAUGGUAAGAAAGCGGUUGAUGAUAAAUAUUACGAAAUAAGUAUUUAUCAAUGUUAUAUUAACCGAAUUGUAUUCUGAUUAUAUCACUUAAUUGACAUUAUUUCACCAAAGCUCUGUGAUAAUCAUCUAAGCUUGAUUGUUGUCACUAAACUCUUCUUUCAGUAUAUUUGUUCGGCACGUUUGAUAUGUUCGACUUGACGGACUUUAUGGUUUCAUGGUUCAUCCAUAAAUUUUGGCACGAGAUGACUUCGUGAUAGUUGAAGUCCGUGACGCGAUCCGGGGGACCCAUUCAACCGAGCCAAGAUUGCCUAGUUUUAAGGCGGCGUUCAAAUUGUCCUUAAUAAAGCAAAGAGGAGUUUUAAAAUUAACUGCCAAAGAUUUUCUUUACCUUCCCCCCCCCCUGUAAACGUUUAAUUUUAUGCCACUUACUCACUACUGACCAGAUUCACCAGACAUUCAAAUUUUAACGAAUGCGAAGGGUGUAGGGGGUAGAAAGAUUCAUGCGCAACUUUAAAGUUGCUUAUGAUGUUAAACGAAUAUACAGCAACGCAAACUUGAAAUUGUUUCGCGCCGUGUUUGUACAGCCGUUUAAUUAUCCCGUAUUUGUUUCUGUGUAGUUAUAAGAUAUAAAUUUAAUAAAGAGAAUAUAAUUCUUCGUCGCUAAGGUA